Psylliodes chrysocephalus is the source of this 522-nucleotide messenger RNA. Lineage: Eukaryota; Metazoa; Arthropoda; Insecta; Coleoptera; Chrysomelidae. The record is from the annotation of a GenBank genome assembly.
AUGCCAAAAACAUACAAUGCGAUUAUUGCGCAAAGUUAUUACCAUCAAAUGUGUGUGAAAGUAAAAGAGCAGGUAGCGAAAACCAAAACUGAUAACAUCAAUUUUAAGUGGUUUUGUGACCUAUGUUUUCAAGAAGUUAAUUCCAAACUAAAAAAGCCGGCAGAAAAAGCAAUACAGGUAAAUAGUACUAAAAUUUUAGAAAAGGAAAUUGAACUAUUAAAAAAAAUAUCAAAUGAAAAAGAACAAAAAUAUAAUUUAGUUUUGGAAAAUAAUUCACUGUUAAAACAAAACAUUGACCUUCUCCAAGAUAACAUAAAGCAACUAAAACAAAAAAAGGAACACAACAAAAAAUUCGAAAUCGAAACAACAAAGAGGUCAAAAUCAGAUCAAAUUCAAUCAGCUGUUAACACCUCACGGCAGGUACCCGCAACGUUGCCAACUCACCCAGGAUUUCAGGAGAAAUCUUCUACAGCAUUGUCAAGUCCAUCAAAAAAUACUAAAAGCCCCGUAACGGUACAAUGA